GACAGGACGCCCAAGGAGCAAUGUCUGUAUGACUCAAUUAAUAUUCAUAAUCUGUAUGUUCUCCAGAGCAUGAUUUGUUUUUAUUUCACAGUGGCAUAGAUUUGGAUGCUUUCUCUGUUGACUUGUUUAGAAAAGAAUCCGAUUUACUAAAAUAUACAGUUUGCGUUUAUUUUGUACAAUGGUCAUGUAUUAUAUGACUUGUUUAUGGUAUUUUUCAGGACAGAGUGCCAUGAUCCUCAUUUCUGGCUGUCACUCAGUUCAAGGUUCCUUGGCUCCACAUUUCGGUUUGAUGUCCAAGGAGGCUCUGAGGUCCGUAAAGUUUCUGGUCAGUGGGCAGCAGAGUGUGGUUACACCAUUGGGUUUGACUCCUGGGGUGACCUGCUACUGUGUGUGUGCUACUUGGCCUGUCUGGUGGAGAACCAGGUGUCUGUGCUUAAACAGUUGCCUACAGAUAUUCACAUAGGCAUGGAGUGGGUAACCCCGGCCGCUGUGGAUGAGCUGGAUGAGGGUUUGAGGGAGUGGAGAGUGGUAUUCCGUAUCCAAGAGCUCCAUCAGGAGGGUGGCAUGAGCGAGGAAACUGUAAGAAUGGCACUUAAAUUCUCUGAAAAUGACGUUAGGUUUAUCUGUACUGUUGCAGGCUGGGGUGGAAUUGGUCAGUGCCACCAUCAUGUACAAGAUAAAACAGACCCUGUUGACUGUGGAUGUGUCUGUGGCCUGCACCAUAAUGACUGUGCCCUCACAGGGGAGAUUUUCAGUAUCUUUGUGCUGUUUCUCGCAUGAUGUUUCUCUGGGGAAUGUGACAGUAGCAGGUCAGCCAGUGGUUUGGGAGGAAAUGGAGAGGAACGGAGUCCGUCUUUCUCCGGACCCUCUCCCCAACAACACGUACGCCUAACUGCUUCAAAUCCUCUUCAAAUCCACAAUGUCUCCCAGAAGUAUUUGAGAGACAGGUUGAGGCGGUACAAUCUCUCAGUGGUCUUCUCUUUCAUUGUGUCUCCUGAUGGAGUGAUCUACGACCAUCUUGCUACUGGUGAGGCUGACCUGCAGGAUGUGGUAUGAUGGUGAUCAUGUCAUCUACAGGAAUGAGGUGAAAAACAUGCCCCCUUUUCCUCCCCACCUGAGACCACUCAGCCAACCACAACCACACUACAGGUUCAGAGUCCCCCUCGGCUGUGUUCAUGUGCUGAUGUUGCCAUCUACCUGCCACCUCUACCUCUAAAACACACACACAAAACAGCCUCACACACAGGGCAUCUUGAGGACAGAGACUGGAGUAAUGACUGCUAAAAAUAAGAGUUUUAACAUCAAAAUGUAAAUGUAAAUGUCAUUUUAAUAUAAAAAUGUGUAAUAAAAGUUAUUUCAAACAGUAAUAAUAAUUGGCAGCAUUACUAAUGUUUCUUUCAAAAACAAAAAUGUCUUUUAAACAGUAGUGUAGUUGUCUAUAUAGUUGUCCUUGUAUCCUUAAAUAAUUAUAGUUAUACACAAAAUAAUGGCUUCAAUGGCAAAAAGAGAAAAAAAAAAAAAAGAAAAAAAAAAGUAUAUUUAUUGUAUUUAUUGAAAAGGGUUUGUACUGAUUUUGGAUUCCAUAUGCCAGUUGGUGGAUGACACCCUUAAAAGGUAAUGGUGAUGUGUCUGCACUUAAAGUUUUUUUUAAGUUAUUUAAAGGGAUAGUUCACCCAAAAAUGAAAAUUCACUCAUCAUUUACUCACCUUCAUGCCAUCCCAGAUGUGUAUGACUUUCUACUGUAGAACAUAGACCAAGCUUUUUAGAAGAAUAUCUAAAUGGGUACCAAAAUUUUUAAGCUCCAGAAAGUAGA
Myxocyprinus asiaticus (Chinese sucker) is the source of this 1813-nucleotide messenger RNA. RefSeq lists its product as uncharacterized. Lineage: Eukaryota; Metazoa; Chordata; Actinopteri; Cypriniformes; Catostomidae. The coding region runs from base 205 to 780 and encodes 191 amino acids. The transcript is spliced from 10 exons. The record is from RefSeq and is a predicted model, not a curated record.